AUGAGCAACCUGAAGCCGGACGACUAGCACAGCACCGGCACCGGCACGGGCUCCGGCACAACCCAGGAGGAGGAGGUUCGGACAUUGUUUGUCAGUGGCCUCCCCGUGGACAUUAAACCCAGAGAACUCUACCUGCUCUUCCGGCCGUUCAAGGGAUAUGAAGGGUCCCUGAUCAAGCUCACCUCGAGACAGCCUGUUGGUUUUGUCAUCUUUGACAGCCGGGCAGGAGCAGAAGCCGCCAAGAAUGCAUUGAACGGUAUUCGCUUUGAUCCUGAGAACCCGCAAACCCUGAGGCUAGAGUUUGCCAAAGCCAACACCAAGAUGGCCAAGAGCAAGUUAAUGGCAACACCAAAUCCCACCAGUGUUCACCCUGCCCUAGGAGCACAUUUCAUCGCCCGGGAUCCCUAUGACCUGAUGGGGGCUGCUCUGAUCCCUGCGUCCCCAGAGGCCUGGGCCCCUUAUCCUCUGUACACCACAGAGCUGACCCCAGCCAUCUCACAUGCUGUGUUCACCUACCCAGCUGCCACUGCUGCUGCUGCUGCUGCUGCCCUCCAUGCUCAGGUGCGCUGGUAUCCCUCCUCUGACGGCACCCAGCAAGGAUGGAAGUAUCGCCAGUUCUGUUGAUUCUUCAGUCUGGUCGCCAGGAAGUUGGUUCUGGGACUAUGUGGUGGGGCCAGAAUAGGGCCCUGAGCUUCCACCGCCCCCUGCGUGCGGCCUGUGCAGAGCUGCUGCUUCUCCGGAGACUGUGAAUCUUAAGCCUGACUCAGUGAACUGCUUCCUGUUCCUUUCCCUCUUCCUCAGGCUUGUUCUACCCCAAACCCUUCUCCAAGGCCUCCCUGGAGGAUUUGAGGGCCUUCUUGCUGGGACACCCAGACCCAGCUAGGAGGCCUCACUGUGACCCAGCAAGACCUGACCUGACCUCCCACUCAAACAUGCUUCUUAAGCUCCCCCUCAAGAAAAUGAGGCAUUUAAUUUUGCAUGUUUUCUGGCAUGAAUUAAGACACUUAAACUUGUGUAUAUGUGAGUGUACAGUUUGUUCUCACACUGUCUCCAUAGCAACAGGUCCUAGCUUAUGGUGCCUGGUCCCUCUCUCCACACCCUGCCCCUACACCCACUGUGCUUCAGAGAGGCCUGAGCCCUGUGGCCACUUCUCCCCCGAGGACCCAUGCACCACACACACUUCCAGGCUCAGCAACCACCACAUGACAUUUGCCUUGUCAUUUCGAAUCAGUCCUCUGCUUCCUUCUCAGAUGGGCCAAUAAUUAUAAGAAAGUCCUCUCCUCUGCCCAUCUUGCUGACCUCUCCACAGGGCGCCCUGCCCCCACCACUGCUCCUUGUUCUUUCCAAACCUUAAAGUCAACCAAAACGUGAAAAGUAUUUUUGUACCCUGUGUAACAAAAUAUUUAUGCAUCAUAAAGGAUUUUCAUGUGUGUACCAUUAAUUAUUAAAGAGACCUUGUUCGCCUUGU
Messenger RNA from Marmota flaviventris (yellow-bellied marmot), 1468 nucleotides. Lineage: Eukaryota; Metazoa; Chordata; Mammalia; Rodentia; Sciuridae. The record is from RefSeq and is a predicted model, not a curated record.